Epinephelus fuscoguttatus (brown-marbled grouper) is the source of this 3719-nucleotide messenger RNA. RefSeq lists its product as uncharacterized. NCBI's taxonomy places the organism in Eukaryota, Metazoa, Chordata, Actinopteri, Perciformes, Serranidae. The record is from RefSeq and is a predicted model, not a curated record. The coding region runs from base 321 to 2009 and encodes 562 amino acids. The transcript is spliced from 10 exons.
UUCUCAUUUUACAGGAUAUGGAAGCACCACCGCUGUGUUAGCAAAACUACACUACUGAUCAGACUUCCUCCCAAAUGUAUGUUCAAUGAAACGGUACUCGCGAAUGAAACGGGAGUCUAUGUAACGUUAAAGGAUAAAACAAUACCGAGGAGUUUUUAAGAAGCGCUAACGUUAGCUAGUGUUGCCUAGCUAGCUAACGUUCCACAGGAGGCUUCGCGCUAGCCAAGUUAGCAGUUAGCUAACUGGCUCAACGGUCUAACACAAACAAGCACAGACGGUAAAAGAAGAACCCUCUCCGGCUGUUUUGAGGUCUCUUCAAAAUGGAUGUCAGCAUUGCCGUGUCGCUGAUUCGAGGUCAGAUGGGUACUGUGGUUGAGCGAGCAGUGAACGGAGCGGUGGAGACAGUGCUGGCCGAAAUGCUCAAAGUGGUCGGAGUCAAAUUUGAGGAACUGAAAGCCCAAGUUGCGCUGAUGAAGAGGGAUGUUGCAUCAUUGCAGCGGGAAAAGGCCCAGAAAGAGAAGGAGAAUGACAACAUUCGAGCCAAGCUGCGUUACACCGAGCUGAAGUUGAAAUACUACAGACAGGGAGUGGAGGAGGAGCUGCAACAGAGAGCCUCUACCUCCACUCUGGUUCGCAUCCAUCCGUCCUCCUUUCUUCAAGGACAGAGGGGUAGCGCAGGUGUUUCCUCUGCUGAGACCUCUCCCUCAUGCUCGACUCAGAGCAGGACCUCUGAAGGAUCACUUACGACAAGCAAUCAAGAAUGCACCUCUCCACACAGCACAAGCAGACGUACAGUCAGAAUGCGCUCCCAUUCAGACGUGGAAGUUGCCACCUCUGACCCGUCUGACCUGCUGCCGCCCGUCUCGGUCUCUGUGAACACACCGACAGAAUCUCUGGACAGCAGUACAGUUUUAUUUUGUCCUGCAGAACAAGACACAGCUCAGAGCAAAGAUGAAGAUCAGGAGGACGACUGUGAGUGGACCAUCACCCUGCAGCCACAUACAGGAGAUGUGGAUGAUGUUGUUGUCCCUGCUCCUGUCCAGACUCUGACUUUGGAUCCAGGGCAGCAGUCAGUAGCUGGUUUUGCGUCACCUAAUGGCUCCACCCAGGCCGACAGCUCCACGCUGCCCUCCUCUGCUCCUCUGCAGGUGAAGCAGGAGGUCCAGGAGCCACAGCAAGAGGAGGAGGAGGUGAUCUGUAUCAAAGAGGAGCCAGAAGAAGAGCAGGAGGUGAUGGCAACCCUUCUGCUGGACUGUCAGGUGCAGCAGGGUCAUCUUCAAGAGUCAGAGACUCAAAGGUCGGUAACAGAGUGGUCGGCAAUUCCAGCAAGCCAAAGAAAUCACACUGCAGCCUCCAGCUCAGCCGGACCAAGCGCCUAUCCGAUGCCUCAGCCAGUAGCCUCCCAGCAGUCAAUGGUGGCUUUGCCAUCUGGCAUCCCACCUCGCCAGGCAGUGAGGCCCUGGACUAAAGACCUCAGCCUUUAUGAAGAGUACAAACUGCGCAGGAAUGAGCUCCGCAGGCGAAGCAUCACUAGACGCAGAGAGUUGGAGAAGACGCUGCCUCAGCCGCUGCUUGCAGAUCUAGUGCGAGAGCGUCGAGAGAAGACCAGACUGAGGGUGGCCAGAUGGAGGGCAAAAAGGAAACUCCAGGCAUGUAUUAACCAGGCUCAGGCUCUAGGUGGUGCUGGAGGUCUUUCUCAAAACAGCUUUCCCAUCAGCAGUCAGCAUCAGCAGCUCACAGUGUCUUGUGCCGCGACGUCCAACAAUCAGCAGAGACAGAGCUCAGCGCUGCCGCAGUCCAACAGCUUCGUCAACAACACAUCAGCAGCAAACAGCAUCUCUGCCACUCUCCCCUUCCUCCCCUCCACCUCCUCCUCUACUCUGCUCCUGAGAGGCCCCAACAUGGCUCCACAUCAGUACACGGUCACAACAUCUUCACCAUCCUCUUCCUACCCCCAGGUCAGCCUACAGCAGAGUAUCUCUCUGACAGACACAGAUAUCUUGCAAUGAACUAGAGAUUUUUAAUAACGUGUUUGUCAAAUUGGUGUUCAUGAACAAUCAGUCACAUACAUAGCCAUCAAGCAUUUGGUCUUAUUUGCUUACCUUACAUUGACCUUCUAUUAACACAAUAACAGCAGAGCCAAUUUCAUUCAUUUCUUUAUUCAACAUAAAUGAAAAGCAUUAUGGAUCUUCAACAGGUUAAAAUUAAAAGCACCUUAUCCCUACACGUAUGUACAGACAAAAUGCAUCACCUUGUUUUUGUCCUUACGUUAAAUCACAUACUCUAUAAAAUGUCAAACAUUCAAAUAAAAACACAACAUUCAGAUUCUUAUAUAAACUCAUUCUCCUACACAGGAAACAUAAAUUAUUUUAAAGUGUAUUUAUGCAGAAACCUUCAAAGCUAUCUUCUUAAGUUAUCUUUAUCUUUCUUGUAUGUCUUUACUGUUGAUGUGUUUUAUAGUUAAAUGUUUGUUUGAUUUGACUGAAAUAUUACGGAGCAUGGGAAGAGACAUGGAGGGGAAAAAAUUAAGUUGAGGACAAAAAAAUUUACUUUUAUGAGCUCUCACUAUAACUUUUCAUUUGGGACACCAUGCCUCAAAGUCAGUUGGACACCAUGGAAACAACCACAAUGAUGGAAGUGCAAACCAUAGGGCAGGAUGUCACAGCAGACUGGUGGCCAGCUGCGGAGCUGCGUCUAACCUGUGUAACGGCAGUAACAGAAAGUUUGCUGAUCUGGUCGGGAGUUGGGGCGGUCAGGGAUCAGCAAACUUUCUGUAGCUGCUGUUACACUCACUGCAGAGUAGCUUCAUUCACUUACUGCAGACCCGUCUCCAGAGCUGCUGUCGGCUCUCCUGGCGAUAAACUAGGGUCCUAUAGAGUUUUGCGCUGGCAAGAAUCUGGCUAUAUGAUACAAAUCGUGAUACACGGGCAUUAUGAUUCAAAAUACUGCAUUUCUGUAAGCAAAGCGAUACAUUGCGUUUUAUUUUUCUAAAAGUAAUUCUAAUGUAAAUCUCUGCUGUUUACUAACCCGUUGGCACACCACACAUAUAGAAAGGCACACUCGUCUGCUGCCAAGCCGUGUACACAUCUCUUGUCCAUUUGCAAUAGGAAAGGAAUCUAUAGCCUAUUUUAAUGGGUUUUUUCCCACGUUUAAAAAAAAAACCUGCUGAUUUUGGUGGAAAAUAUAAAGUAGAUUUGGAAGACGAUUGAGGGUACGCUUUGUGACAACUGUGUUCACUUGCGCUAGGUAUUCUUUUCAGAUAUCUCACUAAUGAGAAUUUAUAUUUGAGACCAAUCUCAUGGGUGUGUGCCCUCCAUUGCAGCGGUUGUUUCCAUAGUGCUGAACUGACCCAGAAUAACAAAGACCUAAAUGAAAAAGAUUUGGAGAUCUUCCCGAGAUUUACCCUCUAUGUUCCUGCUUGGGCUUUAAAAAUAUAGUGCAACAGGAACAAUUUAUUAUGUUUGUUUUUUUAAAUUGAGCAUUUGACUGUCUUUCAAAUAUUAGGCAGAAUGGGUUUUCCAGUGCUGGGGUGAUUGUAAUCAUUGCAAUUUGUUGUGGAGUUGAAGUAUCAGUACACAAAGAAAUGAACUGGGAAGUGUUACUUUGCUUCAUACCAAAAACAUGUCAAAGUUGCAAACAAGAAAACAAACUUUCAUUCCUGAUAAAACAAAAGAAGCCUAAUACCUUGUUCACUUACAAUAAAUGCAGAUUAAAAUAAA